UAUGCAGAAAGGAAACGUAACCUUCAGUCCUUCACUAUUUUGUUGUAGGCUUGGUUGGGAUACCUGCAACCUCCGAUUUGAUCAUUACAGAACAAAAAAGAUACCAAUCCAAUCCAUCCAAAUGGCUCUCAGGAUUCACGUUAUUUCCCCUUUCUUCUCAAUCUCCACCACCUCCCCCGUCGCUCUCUCCACCCACAAACUCACCAUCCGACGAAUCAACUGCACCGGCGGCGGAGAGGGCGGCAUCAACGACGCAUCCCUGGCAUCGGAGUUGGCGGCGAGGGCCGCCAGAAUGAAUGCGCAUUCGGUGAUGGCGGAGGAGGCCAUGCGCAAGAGCAGAAAGCUCCUCUUCGGAGAACUCUGCGAGUACAUGGGCCUCGACGAAGACCAGGCCCAACACAAAUGGACCUAUAUGGAUGAUGACGAGAAAUUGGUUCUCGUGAAAGCGUUUCUUGCAGAGUGGGGUUCCCAUUUUCACCCCUUGUCCGCGAGGUCCACAAAAGAGAUGUUGGAGGAAUAUCUGCGACAAGGGAACUCACCUCCCAAGUUAACUAAUUCUCCUUUCUUCUUUGAGGGACUCAACAGAAUUAUUGGUUUUCCCUAGAAUAUUAUUACUCCAAUUAGUCGCUGCUGUAUUUUUCAAACUUCAAUUUGCAUCUUUGUAUUUUUUUAGACAUUCACAAUGAAUGUGUUCAUUAUCGUUACUCUUUAAGAACAAUACACAAAAUUAACUGUUAAGUUUAUCUUGGAGAAGAAAUUUUUGAGACAUUCACAAUGAA
This is a messenger RNA of Glycine soja, 779 nucleotides long. RefSeq lists its product as uncharacterized. The coding region runs from base 2 to 604 and encodes 200 amino acids. Lineage: Eukaryota; Viridiplantae; Streptophyta; Magnoliopsida; Fabales; Fabaceae. The record is from RefSeq and is a predicted model, not a curated record. The transcript has a single exon.